ACGAACAAGCCAUGUUUGAAAUUGGAUCAAGCAUUGGAAUCGAUUUUAUUUUUAUCAAGUUAUGGAACUUGAAAAAUUUAGAUACAGAAUCGAAGUAAGGUUCAAGCCAAAUCCAAAAUGAUAUCAAACGUUAAAAUUGAUUAAGGUUUGCCUAAUUUAUGAGAGAUACGAAGAAGAGUUCUUAACAAGAUUCGUAAGGCACACAUUUGUAGAAUGUUCUUUGUUCCUUUGUUUGACAAAUUAAGAUGUUCAGCUAAAAGAGAGGUUUAACUAUAGCCAAGUUGGUAAUCCGUAAGAAAAUUCAUUUAGUUUCGAAAAAGUUCUAAUAAGUGGUGAUCAAUCCCGUACUCUAACCAUGAAGGUGUUUGGCAUGCUUAGAGGUAGAUAGCGACAAUAAAACUGACCUCGGAAAACCAGAGCAGUGUGAAGCAGAUCAAAAGCUAGACGAGCCCAGCGACUACAACGAAACUGAUAGCUGCCGCAGCAGCUUUUGCAUAAUAAACCCAACCGGAGGCAGUUGAAGGGCUAUCGAUUGCAGCCAGCAGCCAGUCGAUCGGUGCUAAUCGCAGAUCGGAUAUAAGACCAGAUAUCGUAUGACCAGCGACUAUAAUACUAAGCCGCGGGCCUAUAAAAGUCGCCUGCCCAGGCCUGAAAGCCAGCCAGUGCAGAGUCGCCAGCCAAAUAGAUUUGAUUUUGUCGUGGAGCUCUAUCGUAGCAUUCGUGGAAUAUUAAAGCAACGCACAGUAGAUCCAAAGGUGACAAAAAGAGCUAUGGCAUUUCGUGGCAAGAAUGCGGUGGUCACAGGCGGCGCUGGAGGAAUUGGUCUGCAGGUGGCCAGGCAGCUGCUGGUGGCGGGUGCCGGGAAGGUUGCCAUAAUUGAUAUACAGGAUAAUCUGGAGGAGUUUGUCAAGCUGCGCGCAGCGCAUCCCACGCAGAGUGUCAUGAUUAUUAAAAUGGACGUUGCUAAUAAGAAGGGCGUGGAGGCCACCUACGAGGAGAUCAAGAAGACCUUCGGCAGCAUUGAUAUUGUGGUAAAUGUGGCGGGCAUAUUCAAUGACAAGGAUGUGCAGCGCACGCUCCUAGUCAAUCUGGGCGGCAUCAUCAAUUCCAGCUUGAGCGCUUUGCAGUACAUGAGCAAGGAGCACGGCGGCAAUGGCGGCAUUGUGGUCAACAUGAGCUCGGUUGUGGGUUUGGAUCCAAUGUUUAUAAUACCUGUUUAUGGUGCCACCAAGGCGGGCAUUAUAAGCUUUACGCGUUGCCUGGGCAACGACAAGUUCUAUCAACGCUCUGGCAUUAGGUUUGCCACAGUCUGUCCCGGCGCCACCAUGACGGACAUGUUUACCAAUUUCACGGAGAAGAUCAUCUUUCCAGAGACCAGCGAUGAGACAUAUAAGAUUCUGGAUCGUCUGAGCAAACAGAGCGCCACAGAUGUUGCCCGCUGCAUUCUGAAUGUGCUGGAGAAGGAGAAGAACGGCGCAGUCUAUGUGAUUGAGGGCAAACGCAUCAUACCCAUUGACAUGAAGCCGUACUGGACUGGCAAGGAGCCGGCGCUUUGAACCAACAACAUAUCCAAAAGCUGAACAAUACACAAUUAACCACUAA
Molecule: messenger RNA, 1602 nt
Organism: Drosophila novamexicana
Lineage: Eukaryota; Metazoa; Arthropoda; Insecta; Diptera; Drosophilidae
Product: fat body protein 2
Exons: 4
Coding region: 594-1556 (320 amino acids)
Cellular component (GO): cytoplasm
Molecular function (GO): oxidoreductase activity, acting on the CH-OH group of donors, NAD or NADP as acceptor
Source: RefSeq, a predicted model, not a curated record